Procambarus clarkii (red swamp crayfish) is the source of this 2031-nucleotide messenger RNA. Lineage: Eukaryota; Metazoa; Arthropoda; Malacostraca; Decapoda; Cambaridae. The record is from RefSeq and is a predicted model, not a curated record.
AUGGCGUCUGGUGGAGGUUCACGCAGCGUCUCUCCUACAAAUAUUGACGAUACCUUUGAGGACACUGGGGAACCACUGUUGCAUACCUCACAUUUAGAUCAUGAACGUCUACCGGUCUUAGAAGAGGAUCUAGAUGGAGAUUUCCUAGACAGCAAACAUCACAGCAAGGCAAACAGAUUGGAGGCGAAGCGCCGCCAACUUACAGAGGUAAACAGAGACCAUGCCGGCACCACGCGGCCUCAGUAUCAACCUCCACAGCUCAACCAAGAUUUGACGUCUAUAUCGUACUUAUAUAAAACCUGCUCAGGUGUGAAUGGAGCGUUGUGUGACAAUGUCAAAGCAGUCGGUGAAAAACGUUCGGAGAUUAGCGAUAUUGAACAAAUGAACAAUUACAUGUUUACCUGUUGGGCCAACGACACAAACAACAAGAACACAAACAACAAAGACACAAACAACAAGGACACAAACAACAAGAACACAAACAACAAGAACACAAACAACAAGAACACAAACAACAAAGACACAAACAACAAGAAAACAUACAACAAGGACACAAACAACAAGAACACAAACAACAAGGACACAAACAACAAAGACACAAACAACAAGGACACAAACAACAAAGACACAAACAACAAGAACACAAACAACAAGGACACAAACAACAAAGACACAAACAACAAGGACACAAACAACAAAGACACAAACAACAAGAACACAAACAACAAGGACACAAACAACAAGAACACAAACAACAAGGACACAAACAACAAGGACACAAACAACAAGGACACAAACAACAAAGACACAAACAACAAGGACACAAACAACAAGGACACAAACAACAAGAACACAAACAACAAAGACACAAACAACAAGAACACAAACAACAAGGACACAAACAACAAGAACACAAACAACAAGGACACAAACAACAAGGACACAAACAACAAGGACACAAACAACAAGAACACAAACAACAAAGACACAAACAACAAGAACACAAACAACAAGGACACAAACAACAAGAACACAAACAACAAGGACACAAACAACAAGAACACAAACAACAAGAACACAAACAACAAGGACACAAACAACAAGAACACAAACAACAAGGACACAAACAACAAGAACACAAACAACAAAGACACAAACAACAAGAACACAAACAACAAGGAUACAAACAACAAGGACACAAACAACAAAGACACAAACAACAAGGACACAAACAACAAGAACACAAACAACAAGAACACAAACAACAAGGACACAAACAACAAGGACACAAACAACAAGGACACAAACAACAAGGACACAAACAACAAGAACACAAACAACAAAGACACAAACAACAAGAACACAAACAACAAGAACACAAACAACAAGGACACAAACAACAAGAACACAAACAACAAGGACACAAACAACAAGGACACAAACAACAAAGACACAAACAACAAGAACACAAACAACAAGGAUACAAACAACAAGGACACAAACAACAAGGACACAAACAACAAGGACACAAACAACAAGAACACAAACAACAAAGACACAAACAACAAGAACACAAACAACAAGGACACAAACAACAAGGACACAAACAACAAGAACACAAACAACAAAGACACAAACAACAAGAACACAAACAACAAGGACACAAACAACAAGGACACAAACAACAAGGACACAAACAACAAGGACACAAACAACAAGGACACAAACAACAAGGACACAAACAACAAGAACACAAACAACAAGGACACAAACAACAAGGACACAAACUACCAGAGGUGGGAUACUGGUUUAGGAAAGACCUGGAUAAAUAAUGGUUUAGCAAAGAAAAUCUAUCUAGGUAGUAAAAUGGACAGUUUGACUAGUUUAGUCGUUACUAGAGAAGAAGUUGUUAAGCAAACAUUACCACACCAAACAAGUCCCCAAGGCCAGAUGAAGUGUUUGCCAGAGUGCUUAAAGAAUGUAAAGAAAAGCUUAAUGAGCCCUCGUAUUGCAUAUGCACUAAAUCACUAG